AUGUACAGAUACAGUGACCAGGCCAACACGUAUGUGGACUUCAAGGGUUUCUACCGUGAGGCCGACAGCCCCGACGAGCUAGAGCCCCUAUACGCGACGUCGUUAAGCAGGCGAAGUGUCGGAUCAGUCGAGGAGGGGGGUGGCGGACCUCUCCACUCUCUACGGAUUCGAAGCGGGUCGCUCCCCAUCACCGGCCUGUCCAGGAUGGCACCGGACGCUCAAACGACGCUGUCGAACGGCAGUUCCGCUAUUUCUCUAUCGUCGCCAUCCCCCAUCAAACACAAGCCGCAAUAUUCGUCACAAGCGAAUGUCUCCUACGAGAGCGAGGGAGCCUGCGUCAGCUGUUGCGUGGCGUUCUUCUAUCUCAUUGGCAUGUUGCUCAUUGUCCUGGGAAUCGGAGCCACCGCGAUGAUCACGCAAUACCCCGAACACGUUCUCUACUUGGCUAUGGCUGGGGCGAGCGGAAUCAUUCUCGGUCUCGUAUUCGUAUCGCUGUCCGCGACGAUGUGCCGACCUAGGCGAAGAAGAGUUGUAGAUGCCAAGUCAGACGUGAACGGCAACGCGGGCAACCAGCAGAACGGCAAAACACGCGCCAUGAGCAAUGGUUUACCGUCCACGAACCGGUACGAGGUUCGGGCUGGAGGCAGCGCUGACGUUGUCGAUGACAACCUCGUACUCUCUUCCUCCCCUAAGAUCCAUCAGACGACUGCCGGAGUCUACCAUCACACGGACGGCAACGGCAGCGCUACGGGUAGGCUCAGCCAGUCGUCACAUCAGACGAACAAGCCGAUGGCGCCGAUUCAAAUGAAAUUCGCCGGAGGCGUCAAAGUCGGACCCCCGACCAUCAGUGACUACACGAUUUCUGCUCACCAUCCUUACGGAACUCUCCCUCCCGCCUAUAUGACCCUGAACAGUCACAUGAGCCACCACCAUCAUCACCAGUAUCCAGCCGAUAUUUCGGCUCACUCUCUGGUCAACAACUACGCAAUCGACACUGGAGCAGGUGUCAUAAUGAACGUGAUGGGACCGUCCCACCCUUCCGAGGAAGCUUUGAUACACAGUUCACUGAAGAACGGCCAUUCGACGGCGACACUACCGUUGCCCGCAAAGGUUCGCUCCUCUGUAAGCUACAACGACAUCCUCCUCGAAGAGCCAAGAAGGGUGGGAAUCCACAUCUUGCGACAGCGCGAGGCUUCAUCCAGCGAAGGUUUGGAUUCGAACGGAAGCGACGAAGCCGCGACCCCGAUGAACCACUGUCAUCUCGGAAAUCAAGGCCCGAUGGGAGCGAUGUCUCACCAGAUGGCCGGGCAUUCCCAGUCCCCAACUCCUCCGAGUGAUUGCAGCGGGGAGCAACAAGUGAAAGCAAUUGGCUCCGCUGGCCAUUACUCGCAAAAGGGUCGCAACUUGGCUCCUGUCCGGGAGGCACAGACUCACCACUCGACCUCGAGUGAUGACCGUAGCAGCCCUCGUAGUGACUAUUAUUCGAAGGAAAGUUCUAUUGCCUCAACGGAACGCCAGAUGGUUGUCCAGAGUUCUCAAAGUGCCGCCCAGCCACUGUCCAACAUUAACACGGUAGGACUCCCCCAGGCCAGUCCGCGAAAGAAACCCCCUGAGGUCGCGCCCAAGCCCUUCAUGAUCCCGAAUGUAGCGGGCAUGCGGCCAGUCCUCCCGCAGAUCGUUCAGCCAUCGUUCUAUUCUACGAUGACCCAUACCUACCAAAGUACCCAACAGGAUACUUCGUACGCAUCGAUCGACCAUGGGAUGGUCCACCCUGCCAAUGUCGUGGCCCUGAACCCCGAUGACGACCCCUCAAGGAACGACCUCCUCGAGACACAGAUUUGA
Galendromus occidentalis (western predatory mite) is the source of this 1842-nucleotide messenger RNA. RefSeq lists its product as uncharacterized. The record is from RefSeq and is a predicted model, not a curated record. The coding region runs from base 1 to 1842 and encodes 613 amino acids. NCBI's taxonomy places the organism in Eukaryota, Metazoa, Arthropoda, Arachnida, Mesostigmata, Phytoseiidae. The transcript has 12 exons.